Messenger RNA from Daphnia magna, 1317 nucleotides. RefSeq lists its product as uncharacterized. Gene Ontology annotation, molecular function: 7SK snRNA binding; cyclin-dependent protein serine/threonine kinase inhibitor activity. The transcript is spliced from 3 exons. The coding region runs from base 269 to 1195 and encodes 308 amino acids. The record is from RefSeq and is a predicted model, not a curated record. Gene Ontology annotation, biological process: negative regulation of transcription by RNA polymerase II; negative regulation of cyclin-dependent protein serine/threonine kinase activity. Gene Ontology annotation, cellular component: nucleus; cytoplasm; nucleoplasm. NCBI's taxonomy places the organism in Eukaryota, Metazoa, Arthropoda, Branchiopoda, Diplostraca, Daphniidae.
AGAGGAAUAAGCGGAAGUUGAAGUUAGUUGUGCUGCAGCUGCAGAGGCUUGUGGUUGUAGUCUGUCCAGUUGAGCUUGAUAUACAGAGAAAGCAAAUGGGCCUUCGGAAACUAUACUUAUACAGUAAUAGACCAGGAACAUUUGGUGGACAUUUGGUGAAAAGAAAAAAGAUCCUGUUUGCACUGUAUUUUUUGAAUACCUGCUGUUUAGCCAACACACUCAGUGUUAAUGAUUUUACUAAACAGAAAUUUUUAAUAUUGAUGUCAGAAUGGAAAAAACAGAAAUUUUAACGAAAAAGAAAACUCAUCGACGUAAAGCGGGCGGUAAAAGAAGAAAAGACAAAAAUGAUCGUUCGCUGGAAACAACAAGUGAUCAAGAGCCUAUCGUAUCCGAAGUAGCCGCCUCGCAGACCGAUAGACAGUUGUCAGAGGAUGGUGAACCAUUAAGGAAACAUUUCAAAAUGCUACACAAAGAGAAUCAUCCUCUAAUACAUCCUCACAAGUUUACCCGUGGAGGUAGAAGGUUGUUGAGACCUGCCAAAGUUCCAAAAGCACCCCAGAACUCAACACAAUUCAUCAUAGAUGACCACGAAAACUCUGCUUUUUUUAUUGAUUUUGAUAAAGGAUUUACCCCACCUGGUGCAAGAGAUGAUGUUGGCUGGUCUCCGUAUUUUCAACAAGACUUUGAAAAUGUGUACAGGACAACAAGAGAAGCUGAAACAACCAUUGAUUGGACCCAGGAUGAUCUCGUUGAGAAAAUAUCAAGUCUAGAGGAGCGUGUGAAAAACCUUGAACACCAGUUGUCAAUAUGUGACUCUAAUGUUUACAUGAACCAAAUGCAUCAUCGCAUAGUGUGCAUGCAAGAUAAAAAUAGAAGAAUCAAAGAAUUUCGUGUCUGGUGUCCAAUGCAUGGGAAGAAGGUUAGGAUGAGAAAUCCAUCUACAGAAACUUCCAGCGAAGAUUGUUCCACUUCGUCAAGCCAAUCACCUGAUGAGGAAGAAGAAGUCAUACAGAACGGGGAGUCUGAUUCCAGUGACGAAGAAAUGACGGAGGAGGAUGUCAAUCAAGAGCUGAAAGAGAGUAUCAAUACUGUGUCCUCCGAAAAACCCGAAGAUGUCAAUGAAGAAGCCGGAAGAAUCGGAGAGAGAACUGAAAGCGUACAGUCGAAUGACGAAGUUGUCAGUGAAGAGCCCUGAAUAUCGUAACUUUUUUUUCUUUUUUACUUGUAAAAUUUUUUUUUUGUGUAUGCGUGAUUUUGAUGCCUGUGAGAAAGAGCGGUUGUUGCAGGUAAAUAAAAUUGAAAUGUUGAACAUCGUCA